UCACUCUCCCAUUCUCUUCCUCUGUAUAUAAAACAGUGGUGUAUGAAUUGUGCUACAGAAAGUAUGUUCACAUGCUGGGGACACAAAAAGGGCCAUGUAACGUGUGCCCAGGGCAUUGGUGCUGAUACAAACUGGCAGAAACAUCGAGAUGAUUGACAGUUCUCUUUGGUGAGUCAGAAAGCAGGAUGCCUGGUGGGCCCUGCGGGGCCUCGCAUAAAGCCCUGACUAUUGUUUGUGCCCUUGUCCUCUCCUGGUUAUUACUCUUGGUGCAUGCUGCAUUCAGCCAGAAACCUGCCAAGCUGCCCCUGGUGGGCCGCAAGCCAUUCUUGGCUGCAUGGAAUGCACCACUCGACUUGUGCUCCAUCAAAUACAACAUGAACAUCAGUCUGGACCUUUUUCACAUUAGUGGCAGUCCAAGAGCUGUCCAUACAGGCCAGGAUGUCACCAUCUUCUAUCCAAACCGUCUGGGGUACUAUCCAUUCUAUACUGAGCAAGGUGAGGCAGUGAAUGGAGGCCUUCCUCAGAACUGCAGUCUGGAAGCUCACCUCAGCAAAGCUAGCAAAGACAUUGCACACUUCAUUCCCUCAGAAGAUUUCCAAGGCCUAGCUGUCAUCGACUGGGAGUAUUGGAGGCCACAAUGGAGCCGCAACUGGCAGAAGAAGGAAAUUUAUCGACAACGCUCACGUGAACUUGUCUCUCGAGCCUAUAUCAAUGUGACAGAAGAUCAGAUAGAGGAACUGGCACGUCUACGCUUCGAAAAGAGUGCCAUGGCAUUUAUGCAGGGCACGCUGGAGCUUGGCACACGGGCUCGACCAAAAGGCCUAUGGGGCUUCUACCUAUAUCCAGACUGCCAUAACUAUAAUGUGCACAUACACAAUUACAGUGGCUACUGCCCCAUGAUGGAAAGUGUCCGCAAUGACGAAUUACUCUGGUUGUGGAACAGCAGUACUGCACUCUUCCCUGCAAUGGCUAUCCGUAAGGGCCACAUGGACAGCAUUCGCAACCUGCACUUCUGCCAGAACAGGGUGUUGGAGUCUGUAAGGCUCGCAUCCAUGACCUCACUGCCCUACGAGCUGCCCACUUUUGUGUACACAAGACUCGGGUACAGAGAUGAAGCCAUGACAUUCCUAUCACAGAAGGAUUUAAUACACACAAUAGGGGAAAGUGCUGCUUUAGGUGCCGCAGGCUUUGUGAUCUGGGGCGACCUUAACCUCACAUCUUCUAGACAAAACUGCUCCAGGGUAAGAACAUUUUUGAGCUAUAGACUGGGCCAGUACAUCACCAACGUGACCCGUGCAGCUGAAGUGUGCAGUGAAUAUCUGUGCCAGUCCAACGGCCGUUGUGUACGGAAAGACCCACGGGCACCGCAUUUCUUGCACCUGAGCCGCACCAGCUACCGCAUCCUGUCAAACCGCAAUGGCACAUUCGCCGUAACUGGCUGGCAUUCUCAGCAUGAACUACAACAACUAGCAGAAAGGUUCUACUGCCACUGUUAUGAAGGGUACGAGGGUGAGCACUGUGACAGUACAGAGUCAACGGACACAGCAGACUUUGAGGAGAAAAAGAAGGAGGUGGAGGAGGAAGAGCAGGAUCGAGGGGCAGAGAGCUCUGCUGAGUCUGUGGGAAACGCCCUUGUCCUGGUGGUGCUGCUUGUUUUGUUUACCUUUGGCUGUAUUUAAAGCACUGUGGUACAGCUAUCCAAUGGCACAUGUACUGACCAAUGUUUGUAUGCAGACACUUGUUAUUGUAUGCAGACACGCUAUAGGUUGAUAUCACUUGAAGCAACAGGAAAAUAGUCAAUGACUAUAGUUUACUCACAUUUACACUUAAGUCAGUGUUUUUACCUGAUAUCAUCUACCUUUUAAGUACUUGUUAAAAUGUUAGCCUUGUUUGCACAAACUAUAGUACUUACUUAAACAAUUUACUAUAGUAACCCUACAAUAUUAAAGUAAGUAAAUACUAUGUAUCUGAAAGCUUUUGACUGAAAUUCUCCAUCUAUAUAUCUUUUAAUAAAGCACAUAUAUGGUUAGUAAAGUUGCAUUCCAGGUGCCACUUGCUUGUAAAUUCACUCAAUUUCAGAGGUUACUGAUGACCCCAGAUGGUCUGCUUGACCAUUGGCUCAUCAUUAACAAUCUAUUACUAUUUCAUUUAACUUAAAAAUACAUACACUUUAAGUCAUAUGCUUAUAAAAUAUUCAGUUCUUGUUUUCAUCAACACAUAUCACUUGAAAAUAUUACCACAAGUCAUGGUACAAGACAAGCUGAAUGUUAAAAUGCUAAAUAGACAAAUGUAAAUAUAAUUCAUUAAAUCUUUUGUAAAAAUGUUCAAACUCCUGAAAAGAGGAAAACUGGAUAUUUUCUACUUUUAUAAUAAUUUUUUAAAUGCAUAACUGCAUAAUCACUACAAGCCAAGCACAAAUAUUACUACCUUACUUUUUCCAGUACCCUAUAAGUAACAUUACAUUUUACAGUCAUGUUUCAUUUUAUUACGUCUUAUUGUUUUGUUUAUUUUUUGCAUUUUCAUUUGAAACAAAGCACAGCAAAGUUCAGAAACAGAGGAAUUAAUACAUAUACCUCAUUUUGAGUCAUUUUUCUCAACUUUUCUGAAUGUCCAUUCUACAUUACCACACAACACACUAGAACAUACUAAUGAUGUAUUGAUAAAUUGAUUGUUACAUUCCUUUAACUUCAUAACGACAUAAAAGCCAUUAAAAUAAAGAAAAUAUUGUCAGUAUUGUCUGUUUUCACAUUUCUUUUUAUUUAUAGCAUUUCAACAGACUGUUGGCAGUGUUUACCUCUGAUAAUGGUUAACAUAUCCCAAUAAAAUCACAUCACAUCUGCAUUUUAUAAUGAAUUGAUUCAUAAUGAAUUUUGUUUUAAUAAUCUUGUACUGGCAGUAAUGUUAAUCAAAUAGUAUGUGAAAGCAUGUAUUGCCUGACCUUGAAUGCACUAUAAAUAAAUAAGUAUGUUGACUGA
Molecule: messenger RNA, 2975 nt
Organism: Ictalurus punctatus (channel catfish)
Lineage: Eukaryota; Metazoa; Chordata; Actinopteri; Siluriformes; Ictaluridae
Product: hyaluronidase 4
Exons: 4
Coding region: 186-1679 (497 amino acids)
Biological process (GO): carbohydrate metabolic process; hyaluronan catabolic process
Molecular function (GO): hyalurononglucosaminidase activity
Source: RefSeq, a predicted model, not a curated record